CCCCACACCAAGAAAGAAUCACACAACAGCAGCUCAAAAACCUAACACACCUCAACAAGCAGAGCAAAGACCCGGGAUUCGCCGGCGCGGUAGCGAGAGCGAGAGAUGGACGGGAGGAUGUUCGGUCUCGAGACCCCCCUGAUGGUGGCGCUGCAGCACCUUCUGGACGUGCCCGACGGCGACGCCGGCGCGGGCGGCGACAAGGCGAGUGGUGCCGCGGCGGGCGGCGGGCCCACGCGCACCUACGUCCGCGACGCGCGCGCCAUGGCGGCCACCCCGGCCGACGUCAAGGAGCUCCCGGGCGCGUACGCGUUCGUGGUGGACAUGCCGGGGCUGGGCACGGGCGACAUCAAGGUGCAGGUGGAGGACGAGCGGGUGCUGGUGAUCAGCGGCGAGCGGCGCCGGGAGGAGCGCGAGGACGCCAAGUACCUGCGCAUGGAGCGGCGGAUGGGCAAGUUCAUGCGCAAGUUCGUGCUGCCGGACAACGCCGACAUGGACAAGAUCUCGGCGGUGUGCAGGGACGGCGUGCUCACCGUGACCGUCGAGAAGCUGCCCCCGCCCGAGCCCAAGAAACCCAAGACCAUCGAGGUCAAGGUCGCCUGAGGUGGGACUAGGUCGACCGAUCGUGGCUCUGAAGAUGUGGGAGCAGUGCCAGCGAGUUGUGAGGACCUCUACCUGUGUGGAAUGUGGCGAGGAAUAAUCGUAGUCUGUAGUGGGGGUGCUUCUGGUGUGCGUGUUUGCGUUCCUUCGGUCUCGGUGUCUGUCUACCAAUUCCUAUCUGAUGUAUCGGCUUCGGUUUCGUAUGAACCAUGCCGGAUGCUUUCAGUAUGUUCAUCUACCUGUGUCUUUUGUCUAAAUAAUCCGUAGUCUUCAUUGACAGAAAGACUACACACGUUAUCCUGACAAGACACGAAAUCCCAAUAAAGUUUAAAUUCAGGC
Zea mays is the source of this 939-nucleotide messenger RNA. Its product is annotated as heat shock protein18f. The transcript has a single exon. NCBI's taxonomy places the organism in Eukaryota, Viridiplantae, Streptophyta, Magnoliopsida, Poales, Poaceae. Bases 106 to 603 code for a protein of 165 amino acids. The record is from RefSeq and is marked validated.